This is a messenger RNA of Auanema sp. JU1783, 984 nucleotides long. The record is from the annotation of a GenBank genome assembly. Lineage: Eukaryota; Metazoa; Nematoda; Chromadorea; Rhabditida; Rhabditidae.
AUGGAGGAGCUUAAAAUAAAAGGGACUUAUCUGUUUAUUGAUUGGCUAUGGAAUAGAAUGGCUUUUUUGAAGAGGAAAAAAGUGAAAUUUAGUGUUGAUUUACAGGUUUCGAAUCUCAGCGAUGUUCCUCUGGUAAAUGCUGUUUUAUUCGCGAAAGUUAGAUUACUAGAUGGCGGAAACUUUGAAGAUUUGACCGAACGCGUAGAGGUUGUGUCCCAUAGUGCGUCCUGGUCUCACCGAUCGUCCUUCUCAUGCAGAAUUUCAUCAGAUCCAACUACAGGAAUGUUAGAAAAGUGUUUAUGUAGAAUUUCAAUAAGGAAGGAGCAAAAAGGAGGAAAAUCAUAUGUCAAACUAGGCUAUGUUGAUAUAAAUUUAUCAGAGUUUGCUGCUUCUGGAGUCGAAGGUAUUACUCGAUCGUAUUUAUUGGAUGGCUAUGGUCUUAAUCAACGCCAAGACAAUUCUAAGGUUCAAGUCAAAGUUAUUAUGUGCCACCAAAGUGCUGAUCCUUAUUUCCGAGUUCCAAGAAUUGCCUGCGCAACAGACGAUAAGUCUUUGAACCCUCUCGAUAGAAAAGCUCCUGAAGAUUUUGCUUUUGAGCCGGUGUCUUCAGGAAGAUUAUUAGAUGAAGAAGUUAUGUUCCGCCCUACUACUGCUAAUGAUGUCGCCCCAGAAGUGAUAUCGAAUGAUGGCUCUUCUGGGACAACUGAAGAUACUUGUUCUGUUGUGUCUGAGAGGAGAAUCAACCCUACAUCUUUGCGACGAAUGAGUCAAGAUAGAAGCAGUGCUCCGAGAGUUCAGAGUACUCGGAUCGAUCCUGGUGGAAUCAUAGAUAAAAUGCUAGCAGAAAGUUGUUUGUCUGAAUCAGGAGAUGUACCGGUCGAAGACUCGGAAGGAUUAGCUUUAUACGUAGAUCGUGAUGGAGCAGCAGUUGUUGGUCCACAAGGUGCUGGGUUACAGAAAGUAACACUUGGUGAUGGAACAUGA